Messenger RNA from Leptopilina heterotoma, 709 nucleotides. RefSeq lists its product as uncharacterized. The transcript has 4 exons. NCBI's taxonomy places the organism in Eukaryota, Metazoa, Arthropoda, Insecta, Hymenoptera, Figitidae. The record is from RefSeq and is a predicted model, not a curated record. The coding region runs from base 18 to 620 and encodes 200 amino acids.
AUACCCACGAGUGAAAAAUGUUAUUCUUAAAAAACUUAUUUUUGAUAAUAAUUGUUAAUUAUUAUUCUUCUUGUGUUGCUGAGAAAUAUCGUGAAUUCAAUGAUUUAACACUCAAUGAAUUCAUAAAAUCGUGUGAGAAAAAUAAUCAAUCGUAUGAAAAAUUAAGUACAACACUCUCUCCAAUAUGGAAUGAACUCUUAAUGAAUACAACAAUUAGAGGUUGCUCCGAUGAUGAAAAUCGAAAAUUAAUUUCAAAAUUAGUAAACGAAACAUUAAAAUGCUUUGAGAAUAAUAAAUAUUUGAAUCGAACUGGAAAAAUUGUUGAUCAAAUUAUCAAAAAACUGUGUCCUUAUUAUAAAAUUGUUAACUUUAAAGCAAAUCAAGAGAAAUGCAUCGAACACUCAGUUGAAGAAAAAUGCUUGAAAGAAAUAAUGCCAAUAAAAUUCGAUUACUUUUUUUCCCUAUCAAUGAUUCAUACAAAAGAAGAAUGCACCCGUUUGUUAAAAAUGACAUAUUGCACUAUGAAUGGUAUUAAAAUUGGUUGCAACGAUAUAUUUUCCGAUAUAUAUGAAGGAAUAAUUCAAGAGUAUUCGUCUGCUUUAAGAUGUCAGAAGAAAUAAGAAAACAUUUAUAAAAUUGAUUUAAAAAAAAAAUUGGGCUAAUUUUAAUUAUUAAUUUGCAAGCAAAUUGAAAACAUUUAUAAAAUGAA